Molecule: messenger RNA, 726 nt
Organism: Kickxella alabastrina
Lineage: Eukaryota; Fungi; Kickxellomycota; Kickxellomycetes; Kickxellales; Kickxellaceae
Exons: 2
Coding region: 1-579 (192 amino acids)
Source: RefSeq, a predicted model, not a curated record
AUGAGUAUUACAUUUGACACAAUUUAUUCUGCUCAGCAGGCGCCCUUUCCCUGUCCCCCGCUGUCACUGCCCUGCAAGCAAGUCUGUCAUAUUACGCUUAUUCCGAGCCAGCGACUCCACGACUUUAAGCAGCUUCUUUCCCAGGAGUUCUCCCAGAUGAUGAUUAUCGAUCCGCAGUACACCAUCUCCUUUGCUGAUCCAAUGAUGAUAAAUCUGUCUCCUGCCCCACUACCAUUGACCUCCGUGAUAGCUAUGCCCGACAGCCCAUUGCCGUUUGCGUUUCAAGAGCCACCACACUUUAAUCUUCACACUACCAUUGAUACCACAUCUCCAGUCACAUUGGACAUGCCGCAGGCAUACAUUGUGCAAGAGGUCACCCCACAGCCGUCAGUGGAUAUGCACCACCACUACCUUUCUGCGCGGAUCACCAUGAAUCGAGAGCGCCGCAAUGCAGUAUAUGUGCCCCGAGAUAUGUCGGAAGCUGCCAUUGCACAGGUCGCAGCGCAAGCGCAGGCCCAAGAACAAAUACAACACAGCCCAGCAAUUGAGAGCCAAUUUGACGAAAAUACACCAUUUUGAGGCAGAUAAUAAGGAAAACAUUUGCUACAGCUCUAUUCGUCGGUCCGACAGCCCACAAAAAAACAUUACUCCCAAGGGGUACAGCAACUGCAUCAAUAAAAUACUUUACGACUGGCUCGAGAAGCACAAGGAAGAGCCAUACCCGAC